AUGGCUGCACAACAACAAGAACUAGAUGAGAAGAACCCAUUCUAUGAGUUAGUUGUUAUUUGUUCGACUUCUGGUCUAUUUGACCAAACCGUCAAUUCGUUCAAAGAUAUUAUAAAGAAGUCUAAGUUAGUAUGUAUAAAGGAUACUGAGUUGUUAGAUUGGAUAAAGAAGUACCAAAGAAGAGUUUUGAAGUAUAAUGCUAUAAAUGAGUAUGUCAAUUCAAAGUUUAAAGACCCAAAUGAGGAAAUGCAGAGAAUAUUAGACAAACACCACUUCAGAAACAAACAGAAAGAGAUUGAGUACCUUUCGAAGAAAUUGCAAUCUUACGAUUGGAAGACAUACCCUCAUAGAUGUCUUCUUAUCUUAGAUGACUUUGCUUCUCAUCCUUUGUUAAAGAAUAGAGAACAAGACAUGUGUCGAAUUCUUAAGAAGCUCAGACACUUUAACAUCUCUGUUGUCAUUUGUGUACAGACAGCAAAGAGUUUAAGUAAGGAUGUUAAAAGAAUACUUACUGACAUUAUACUUUUCCCUGGAUUGUCCGAAGACGAUUUCAUGGAACUUAUGAAAGAGUCCAUGGCAGGUAAGUUUGACAGACAUGAACUAUGGGAGAAGUACAAAGUCAUACAAGACCCUCAUACUUCUUUCAGAAUUCAUAUCUACGCAAACAAAGUUCAAAUUGUAAAAAGUCAAGCUUGA
Molecule: messenger RNA, 696 nt
Organism: Trichomonas vaginalis G3
Lineage: Eukaryota; Parabasalia; Trichomonadida; Trichomonadidae
Product: protein of unknown function, DUF4106 family
Exons: 1
Coding region: 1-696 (231 amino acids)
Source: RefSeq, a predicted model, not a curated record